AGUAUAUAUAUAUGAGUAGUAUACACUCAAGUCUCCAUGAACCAGAAAUUAAGUGGACGAAAGAAUCAGAGAGACAGAGAGAAAAGGGAAAAAAACCAAUGAAAAUGGUGCAAGAGGAAAUCCGAAAAGGCCCCUGGACAGAACAGGAGGACAUCCUUCUGGUCAACUUUGUGCACUUGUUUGGAGAUCGACGAUGGGAUUUUAUAGCCAAAGUUUCAGGUUUGAACAGAACAGGAAAGAGUUGCAGGUUACGAUGGGUUAAUUACCUGCACCCUGGUCUCAAAAGGGGCAAGAUGACACCCCAAGAAGAGCGCCUCGUGCUGGAGCUUCAUGCCAAAUGGGGAAAUAGGUGGUCAAGAAUUGCUCGGAAAUUACCUGGGCGUACUGACAACGAGAUAAAGAAUUAUUGGAGGACUCAUAUGAGGAAAAAGGCUCAAGAAAAGAAACGGGCCAUGUCACCAUCAUCAUCAUCAUCAACUACUACUACAGUGGAUUCCCUGCCCUUUUCAGGUAAUGGAAAGGUAAGUUUUUAUGACACUGGAGGUCCCAACAUGAUAGCUUUGGCAGGAAAAAACAGUCCGGAAUUCGAAGAUGAAAAGGGGUACUCCAUGGAUGACAUAUGGAAGGAUAUUGACCUGUCCGAAGAAAACACAUUAAAACCUCUGGGUGAUAACUACAGUGAAGAAGGCUGCAAUUUCUCCUGUCCUUCAAUGUCCUCUCCCUCAUGGGAGUACUGCUGGGACUUGCCGUGGAAGAUGGAUGAAGAGGAGAGUAAGAUGUUUCUCCCAACCAAUCAAUUUCUUUCUUGUUUUGAAUAUGGGACAGCACCUUUAACCGGCUAAUUAGAAUUCAUUUAUUUGUUCAUAUGUAAUACUAUUUCCUAGGGAAACUCUAACCUGUAUAGCUGGUUUUCUCUAAGCUUUCUGAUACAGCUUUCUUAUGUCAUCCUGCAUAUCACUGUAAUUAUCUCAUGCUGUAGUCUAUGUCCCCAGUGUCUUGUGUGCUUUUAGUCCUCAGAGAGGAAGGGAGAACCUUAUCAAGUCUCCCUUGAGGAGACCUAGUAUUUUCAUGGAUGUAUGUAUAAAUACUCCUUUGAAAUUUAAAGUUUGAACCAGCAUGCUGCUCUUUACCACUUGA
This is a messenger RNA of Theobroma cacao (cacao), 1137 nucleotides long. It is a transcript of the gene MYB59, whose product is annotated as myb domain protein 59. Gene Ontology annotation, cellular component: nucleus. The record is from RefSeq and is a predicted model, not a curated record. Gene Ontology annotation, biological process: regulation of DNA-templated transcription. NCBI's taxonomy places the organism in Eukaryota, Viridiplantae, Streptophyta, Magnoliopsida, Malvales, Malvaceae. Gene Ontology annotation, molecular function: DNA-binding transcription factor activity; sequence-specific DNA binding.